AUGUCCGCCUCAAACAACACAAACGCCUGGCUCAAGGCCAAGAAAAAGACCGAGCUCACUGAGAUUGCUGACAAGAUUGGUCUCAAGAGCUACAAGGACCUCAAGAAGAGUGAUCUCGAAGCCGCCCUCGACGACUUCAUUGCCCAGCAUGCCUCGCGCUUCGCUUCCAACCCCGAUCUCGCUGGCUACUUCACCAGCCGCUCCAAGGCUCUCGGUUCGCCUAUUAAGAAGGAAAAGGACACUGUCAAGGAGGAGGUCGAGAAGGGCCUUAAGGUUGCCAAGCGCAGAGUGACCAAAGUUGCUGAAGAGAUUGCUGCCGAGGCCAACUCGACCGCCGUACUUCGCACUCCCGCUCGCAGUCUUUCCCAGGUAGCCUCUCGAGUCCCUCUUCCUGCUUCUCCUGCCGACAUUGCCUUUGCUGUUGACCGCUCCACUGUCGCUAUGCGCAAGCGCGUCGCCUCCAUCUACCAAGAAAGCGGCAUCACUGAAGCCUCUAACGCUACUCGUGAGACUCUCAGCACCGUCACGAGUGUUCUCUUCUCCGUUGCUGCCUUUGAACUCUACUAUAUUCGCCCCGCCAUUCUCGCAAACCGCUUUGCCUUCACUAUCCCCGCCAUUUCCGCCAUUGGUACUAGCGAUUUCAACGUCUACCUCCCCGAUAUGUUCCUGCUCUUGACCUCGAGCUUUUGGUCUCCCGCCCUCACCUGGGUCUUCACUGCCAUUCUGGUCCCAAGCAUCUUUGGCUACUUCUUUAACAUCUCUGCUAACAGCCAUUCUGGCCCCCGCACCCGCGCCCGCGCUCUGAACGAGACCGUCGUUGAUCCACUUACCUUCAGCAUUGCCAAGGCCCUGCUGUCCUACGUCGUCUAUGCCCAAGGUGUUACUUUCUGUGGCCUCCUCUCUGAGUUCUCCGUUGCCCGCCUCAACAACGCCGUAUACGGUGGCUAUCAGGGCAUUCUGGUCGGCACUGCUAUUACUGGGCUGGUCGCUAUUUAUGACGCUGCACUUAAGAAGUAA
Molecule: messenger RNA, 1017 nt
Organism: Cordyceps fumosorosea ARSEF 2679
Lineage: Eukaryota; Fungi; Ascomycota; Sordariomycetes; Hypocreales; Cordycipitaceae
Exons: 3
Coding region: 1-1017 (338 amino acids)
Cellular component (GO): membrane
Source: RefSeq, a predicted model, not a curated record